AUGUCGCAAUCACUAUAUACACUCCCACCGACAACCACAAAGUCGCUCCGCGACCUGCGCUUCGGCUCGGCCCGGGCAACCACGCCUCAAGCGCGGAUCUACGAGAUCUCGAAGGCAGACAUGUCGAUAGUCGAGACGUCGCCUGCGGAAGUCUACACGAGUCUCGAAGAUCUAGCCGAUGCGCUGCCCGGCAACACGCCGCGCUACGUGGUGCUUAGCUACCCGAUGGUCACGAAGGACGGACGGCAUAAGGCGCCGUAUGUGUUGUUGUAUUAUCGACCGGUGACGGCGACGCAGCAGGCGAAGAUGUUGUAUGCUGGUGCGGUUGAGAUCUUUAGGGCGCAGGCGGAUGUGAAUAGGUGA
Myxozyma melibiosi is the source of this 363-nucleotide messenger RNA. RefSeq lists its product as uncharacterized. Gene Ontology annotation, molecular function: actin binding; Arp2/3 complex binding. Gene Ontology annotation, cellular component: actin cortical patch. The transcript is spliced from 2 exons. Bases 1 to 363 code for a protein of 120 amino acids. Gene Ontology annotation, biological process: negative regulation of Arp2/3 complex-mediated actin nucleation; actin filament debranching. The record is from RefSeq and is a predicted model, not a curated record. NCBI's taxonomy places the organism in Eukaryota, Fungi, Ascomycota, Lipomycetes, Lipomycetales, Lipomycetaceae.